AUGAACAAAUAUUUGGAGGUGAAAUUGUUAGCAAAUUGUGGUUUCUCUUUUGAUAUCGUUGAUCCAAUAUUUGACUUGGGUUUAACGGUAGAAGAUGUGAAUACCGUUCAAAGAACUUUGGAUGCUUAUAUCAUGGUAGAAAAAAUUCCAGUACUACAUUUGAGAAAGUUUAAAAUGGACAUAGCAUAUUAUGGAAAGAUUGAAAAUCAUGUUUAUUUCACUAUAGUUGGAUUUGGAGCCUUAUAUCUCUGCAGGAAAAAUCCAAACUUGAUGUAUGAUCUAUACGCAGUUGUUGUGCAUAGCGAAUACACAACUAAUUCAAGGCAUUACUUUGACUAUGUGCGUUCUGAUGAAAAAGCUUGA
Molecule: messenger RNA, 363 nt
Organism: Vicia faba (fava bean)
Lineage: Eukaryota; Viridiplantae; Streptophyta; Magnoliopsida; Fabales; Fabaceae
Source: the annotation of a GenBank genome assembly